This is a messenger RNA of Gadus morhua (Atlantic cod), 1021 nucleotides long. RefSeq names its product butyrophilin subfamily 3 member A2-like. Gene Ontology annotation, biological process: regulation of cytokine production; T cell receptor signaling pathway. Gene Ontology annotation, molecular function: signaling receptor binding. The record is from RefSeq and is a predicted model, not a curated record. The transcript is spliced from 3 exons. Gene Ontology annotation, cellular component: external side of plasma membrane. Lineage: Eukaryota; Metazoa; Chordata; Actinopteri; Gadiformes; Gadidae. The coding region runs from base 40 to 795 and encodes 251 amino acids.
GCUAUCGAUGUAGAGGCAUGUCAUGAUGAAUACUACAGGAUGAGGCUUAAGUUUGUUUGUGUUUUAUCUCCAGUCCUCACCCCCUGCUACAGAGACUCUUCUGGGUGUCUCAUGGCCGUCCUCCUUCUCCUGUUGAUGUUACCCACUCUACUCAAUGGUCAACUUCUCACUAGGACGGCGCUGGUCGGGGAGGACGCCUCUCUGUCCUACGACCCAAAGCUCUCCAAAGACCUGACUGAGACGCCAGUGAAAUGCUACACUGACAAAAUGAUCAGAACAAAUGACUUUGUCUUUAAGAAGGACAAACCUCCCAAGGACAAUUAUAAACUACUGAAUCCCGCGUACAGAGGGAGAACGAGGCUGUCAGACGUAGACCUGAAGAGAGGAAUCUUCUCCCUCAGACUGCACAACGUCACACGGGCCGAUGAAGACAACUACUACUUCGUGUUUCCCUCCAAGAGAUACAAGAUCCAGCUUCUCAUAGGUGCCGUGUCCUCCGCUACCAUCACCCUGGAGAAACGUCCCGACUGCAGCGGUCUGGUGCUGAGGUGUGAGUCCGUGGGCUGGUACCCCCAACCACAGCUCUCCUGGUGGACCGAUGGAGGCCUCCCCCUGCCUGCUGUCACCAUGAACACCACCUGGGACCCCACCGGCCUCUACACCAUCAGCAGCACCGUGGUGGUGGAGAGCCAGGGAGCCAGGAACUACAUCUGUAGAGUUCACCAGGAACGGUUCAACCAGACCAGGGAGGCGGAGAGAGCCCUUCAGGGUACGUCCUGUCAAGUCCUGGGAUGAGCUGUCACUGAGGCUGUUACACACGGGCCUGGCAGAGGGAUGUGAGGGUGCACUCACACUGGGCCAUCUGUACCGUGCCAAAGUCCGUUUCACACCUGUACCGUGCAAAUCUAGAUCGUUUGGCUGGUGUGAGCACGCCAACCGUACUCAAGUCCACUUCAAUUCCGUGGCCUGAGCACACUUGGGAGAGGUGUGCUCAGGCCACGGUACAGAUGCUAAUGAGCCA